AUGGGCUCCUCGUCCACUCCGGCGGCCGCGGCAGCGGCAGCAGCGGCGCCGAGCCGGCGCAAGGUGGCGCUCUACCUGGCGCUCCUCACCCUGCAGUACGGCGUCCAGCCCCUCAUCUCCAAGCGCUUUGUCCGCCAAGAUACUAUAGUGACCUCACUAGUUCUUGCAACGGAAGCAGCAAAGGUUAUUUGUGCAAUCAUUUUAUUGAUUGCAGAGGGUAGUCUGAAAAAACAGUUCAGUAACUGGACUCUCACUGGAUCACUGACUGCGUCUGGACUGCCUGCUGCCAUCUAUGCCCUCCAGAAUAGUCUGCUGCAAGUAUCAUACAAGAAUCUGGAUUCCUUGACCUUUUCAAUCCUUAACCAGACUAAGCUUUUGUGGACAGCAUUUUUCACAUUUCUUAUUUUGGGGUUUAGGUGGUUCCUCUCAUUAGGAGAAGAUAAUACCUGGUCCAACGAGCGUGCAUCCCCGACAUUGGUUCACCUUGACAGAGCAUUUUUUCAUGGCAGAUUGGGAGGUGAUCUUCCCCAACUGUCUCUUACAAAGUGCGGCAACAAUGCCGUCAGAUCACUGCCUACUACUCCUUGGCUUUCACGACAACCCAUCUAUGAAAUGCUGGUUCCACUUGGAGAGUUUGGACUGACCUUGAUGGCUUCAUCGACACUGUCAAGACUUCUUGGGAACAGCCAGCAUAUAGUUUGUGCCCGGUUGAGCGUCCACAAAUUCAAGCGCCUGACUUGCCACACGGUGCAUAAGGCCCUCCCUGACCGCAGAUGGGUGAGGGACAUAAGAGGGGCACUUAGCCUCUGUCCUGGCAGAGUACCUACAUGUCUGGGACCUGGUGGAGGUGGUCCUCCAGCCAGACCUCUCGUUGUUCGCUAUUGGUGCCACAGCCUCUCUGGUGAGUAUUCUGCGAGCUCUACAUAUUGGGCAUUAUUCCAUGGCUCCUCAUUCUUUGAACCUGCCAAAAGGCUGUGGAAAUCUUGGGCACCUGCGCGCUGCAAGCUCUUCCUCUUGCUAGCCAUCUUAGACCGGUGCUUGACUGCAGACAGGCAGACCAGAAGAGGAAUGACACCCAUCGAGCUGCACAAUGUGUGA
Molecule: messenger RNA, 1098 nt
Organism: Miscanthus lutarioriparius
Lineage: Eukaryota; Viridiplantae; Streptophyta; Magnoliopsida; Poales; Poaceae
Source: the annotation of a GenBank genome assembly